UUUGUUUGUUGUAUCUUAAAGCUAUAUUGUAGCGCCAUAAACCCUGCAAUAACCUCCAAGCUUUCUUCCAUGAAACCUCAAAAGCUUUCUUCCAUGGAAGAUGAUUUAGUGUAUAUUGAAUCUGAAUACUGCCCUGAGGCAAUCACAGAAUGGUUCCAAGUUGGUUUAUUUCAAGACAGAGCCAAGAUUCUAAAGACCAAUAGAAAAGGCGUUGUCGGAAUUAUGACCCUAAGAGCCAAAAAGCAUCUCUCCGCUUUAGGUUGGACUUUCAAAUUCGUUAAUCACUGCGGCCGACGCGAGUUGCGGUAUAUAUCCCCGCGAGGUAAACAGUAUAAUUCUCUUCGAGUCGCCUGUAAAGAGGUCAUUAGUAAAACUGAUAACCCUGACACGAAAUCUGCAGAACGGACAAGUUUUUCGAGAAAAGAAGUUUCUUGCUUAGUUCGUCAAGAACCCAGAUCAGAUUCUGAUAAAAUGUUAUCAAAGACGAAGAAAAUAAGAAAAAUAAGAGAUUUUGAUGGUCCUGACACGAAAAUUGCAAAACAGAUCAUAGUUAGCGAGAAAGAGCCGUCAGGAGGUACAAGUUUGUUGAGAAAAGAAGUUUCUUGCUUAGUUCAUCAAGAACCCAGAUCUGAUUUUGAUAAAUUAUUGUCAAAGACGACAAAAAUAAGGAAGACUAGAGGUUUUAAUAAUCCUGACACGAAAGCUGCGAAACGGAUCAUAGUUGGCAAAAAAGAGCAAUCAGAUACAAGUUUUUUGGGAAAAGAAGAAGUUUCUUGCAUAGUUUAUCAAGAACCCAGAUCAGAUUCUGAAAAACUAUUGUCAAAGACGACGAGUAAAAGGCAAAUUAGAGGUUUCGACAGGAAAACUGCGAAACAGAUCAUAGAUGGCCAGCCAGAGCAAUCAGGCAGAAUUUCUUGCUUCGUUCAUCAAGAACCCGUAUCAGAAUCUGAAAAAUUCUGGAGGAAAACUAGGGGUUUUAUUAAAAGAGUUCAGCAUCAGAAUGGGGUAACUGCUAUCUCUUCGUGUCGAACAAUCCUGACAUGGCUGGUCGACAAUAAUGUCUUAUCGGUAAGAGAAAACGUAUACUACUAUGGAAGAUUGGAUAUGCCUGCAAUGGCGAAAGGGUGUAUAAGUGGCGGAGGGAUUAAGUGUAAUUGCUGUGGUAAAGUGUAUACACUUAAUGGUUUUGAAUUUCAUGUUACUGGCAAAUAUUACAAACCAGCUGCUAAUAUCUUUCUAGAAGAUGGAAGAUCUCUGCUACAAUGCCAGAUGAAACUAAUACAUGAUGACGACGAUGAUGACUCACCCGAAAGAUUGAUGAGUAGGAAUCGGAAUGAGAAUGAUGACGUGUGUUCUGUUUGUCACUAUGGUGGUGAUCUCAUUUUAUGUGAUCAAUGUCCAUCCUCUUUCCACCAAAAAUGCCUCGGUUUAAUGGAUGUUCCUGAUGGAGAUUGGUUUUGUCCGUCAUGUUGCUGUGGAAUUUGUCACCAGAACAAGCUAAAACCAGAAGAUGAACAUUCUGUGUAUAACAAUAAUUAUAACGGAGUUAUGAAUUGUGCUCAAUGUGAGACUAAAUAUCAUAUCGGAUGCUUAACGAACGGAUCAGCAGAAGUUAGCUCGGAAAAGUCAACUGAAGAAAAUUGGUUUUGCAGCAAAAAGUGUGACCAGAUUUUUGCCGGCCUGCACGAGCUUUUAGGAAGACCAAUUUCAGUGGGAAUGAACAAUCUUACAUGGACAUUGUUAAAAGCCAAUAAUCAUAAACCUGACGAUUCUGAAAUCGACAACUAUAGCAAGCUGAAAAUCGCACUUGAUAUGGUGCACGAGUGUUUUGAACCAGUUCAAGAACCUUACACCAAGGGAGAUAUUCUUAAAAAUGUUAUUUUCAGUAAAAAGUCGGACCUACACCGUCUGAAUUUCCGAGGUUUCUAUACAGUUCUCCUGCAGAAAGAUGAUGAAUUCAUUACAGUGGCUACAGUAAGGGUCUAUGGAGACAAGGUGGCAGAAAUACCGCUCGUCGCCACUAGAAUUCAGUACCGCCGACACGGAAUGUGCGGAAUACUAAUGAACGUCCUGGAAAAGAAGCUGAAGGAAUUAGGAGUCCAGAGAAUGAUUUUACCAGCUGUUCGUAGCGUGUUAAACACAUGGACUGGUUCUUUCGGAUUUUCGAAAUUGACAGAAGCGGAGAGAUUGCAGCUUGUAAAGUACCCAUUCUUGGAUUUUCAGGAUACUGUGAUGUGCCACAAGCUGUUAAUGGGUUUCCCUUCUACAGAAUCAAGUUUAUCACCAGAAGCUGAGCCUGUAUUAUGCAUUGAUGCUAGUGGAAAUGGUGAUAACACAGAACUUGGUGUAUUAUGUGCUGUCUCUGAAGUAUUUCAAGCACGAGAAAUUGGAAGCGAAAUUGCCAAAUGCCAGGAAUUAGAGUUUUCUGCAAUUCAUACGAGCAAUAGCAACGGAGGAGCAGCGCUUAUUGACCCAGGAACCGAUCCAGGUGAAGCCGGUCUAGAUUGCACUACAGCUUACUUGGAAAAAGUAUUUAAAUGUUACAAACGAAGAAAAACAAAGAUGAUAGCAUGUGGAAGCUGAGGUUUAAAGUUUAUUCCAGGGUUGCCUACGAAUUCUGAUGAUUGUACUGCAAUGUGUCUCAUUUUAACUCUCUUGUAGAAUUUUUACUCA
This is a messenger RNA of Mercurialis annua (annual mercury), 2673 nucleotides long. Its product is annotated as increased DNA methylation 1-like. The record is from RefSeq and is a predicted model, not a curated record. Gene Ontology annotation, biological process: negative regulation of DNA-templated transcription. The coding region runs from base 70 to 2583 and encodes 837 amino acids. NCBI's taxonomy places the organism in Eukaryota, Viridiplantae, Streptophyta, Magnoliopsida, Malpighiales, Euphorbiaceae. Gene Ontology annotation, molecular function: transcription corepressor activity; acyltransferase activity, transferring groups other than amino-acyl groups. The transcript is spliced from 9 exons.